Messenger RNA from Bradysia coprophila, 1035 nucleotides. RefSeq names its product deoxynucleotidyltransferase terminal-interacting protein 2. Gene Ontology annotation, molecular function: RNA binding. Gene Ontology annotation, biological process: RNA processing. The record is from RefSeq and is a predicted model, not a curated record. Gene Ontology annotation, cellular component: nucleolus. NCBI's taxonomy places the organism in Eukaryota, Metazoa, Arthropoda, Insecta, Diptera, Sciaridae.
CUCUUCUUCUGUCUCUAUUUUAAACCACGUUUGUCAGGAUGGUUAGCAUUUUCUAUUAAACUAAAAUAUAAUCAGCGUUCUGCUAACGAAAAACAUUCAAAUUUUACUUCAUCGAAGCAAAGAGCCAUUCAAGAAAUGGAUUUGUUCACAGUAGACAAUGUUGGUGAAACAGAACUGCUGGAUCUAAAUAUAAACGAAAAGAAUUCUGUGAAAUUUGUGCGGAAAGUUGAUGCAUUGAACGAAGUUGAUAAUAAGAAUGUAGAAGAAGAUAGGGCUGAAGAAGAUGAGGAAGAUGAAGACCUAUCCGACGCAGACUUUGGUGAUUUACCGAGAAACAUCGUCGACAUUUCACAAAUCAUAAAAUUGCCGAAGACCGCACAAAAAACCGAACUCCAAGAGAAUAUGGACAAAUUCUGUGUUUUACUGGAAAGGAUAAUGAGAGCACGGGAAAAUGGCGAGCAAAUUUCAGACGACGAAGAUGAAACCACGUCCCGAAGGAAGGACGCGGAAAAGAAUCUUGAAUGUGUGACUACGGGCAUCGAAAAGAAGAAGUCUGUGGAAAUGCUGACAGAGAAGCAGCGAAUCAAACGGGGGAAGGCAGAACGUUCCAAAACCAAAGGUAAAAAUUGGUUCAAUUUACCCGCCACUGAAGUUACCGACGAGAUUAAAAAUGACCUGGAGGUCAUUCAAAUGCGUUCGGUAUUGGAUCCACAGCAUUUCUACAAGAAGAACGACUUGAAAGUACUGCCGAAAUUCUUCCAAGUGGGAAAGGUGCUACCAUCACCAUUAGACUACUACAAUGAGCGCGAUUCGCGUAAAUCGAAACGAAAAACCUUGGUCGACGAACUGAUGGACGAUGCGGCGUUUCAACGGUUCAAUAAACGGAAGUAUGCCGAAGUGAUGGAAGAAAAGAAAAAGUCCGGGUAUCACAAAGCGAACAAGAAAAUGAAAAAAUUGAAGAAAAAUAAGUCGUGAGGUAAAGUCAGUUUUUGAAAAAUUGGUUUUCCUUUCUUGUAAAUUAAAUAUUUUCCGUUA